Arachis stenosperma is the source of this 3961-nucleotide messenger RNA. Its product is annotated as cellulose synthase-like protein D3. Gene Ontology annotation, biological process: plant-type primary cell wall biogenesis; cellulose biosynthetic process. Lineage: Eukaryota; Viridiplantae; Streptophyta; Magnoliopsida; Fabales; Fabaceae. Gene Ontology annotation, cellular component: trans-Golgi network; plasma membrane. The record is from RefSeq and is a predicted model, not a curated record. Gene Ontology annotation, molecular function: mannan synthase activity; cellulose synthase (UDP-forming) activity. The transcript is spliced from 5 exons. The coding region runs from base 398 to 3832 and encodes 1144 amino acids.
UUCUUCACUGGGUUUUACUUUUUAUAUAUUUAUUUCUUGCAUGUGUAAUGAGUACCUGAUUGAUUGCCGUGACUGGAGGCGAGAAAGUGGUGAUAUUAAUAUUAUUAAUGAUAAUGGGAAUGGGGAAAGAUUUUAUUUUUUCCUUCUUUUAAUUAUAGUGGAAAUCUUGUUGAAUUAUUGGUUUGGUGCUCUCUUUCUGCUUUCGUUUUUUCACUCUUCCUUCAUAAAAUAGUCCUCUGAGUUUGUUGGCUUCCUGAGAAAUUGGAAGAGAAAGAGUUGGGAUCUUAUACUUGAGGUUUAGAGAACAAACUGCUCAUAAACUAUGCCUGCAUUUGUGUGCAUUAGAUUCAGUUGCGUGUGAAUAUUUUGUUUUAAGGUUCAAUCUUUGUCUUCAAAUAUGGCGUCAAAACAAUUUAAGGGUAGCAGAUCAUCUCUAUCAGAAACUUCUGAUGCACCUGAAACCCAGAAGCCUCCUUUACCUCCAACCGUAACAUUCGGCCGAAGAACUUCGUCGGGUCGUUACAUCAGUUACUCUAGAGAUGAUCUUGACAGUGAGCUAGGAAGCAAUGACUUCAUGAAUUACACGGUGCAUUUGCCACCAACCCCAGAUAACCAACCUAUGGAUCCAUCAAUCUCACAGAAAGUUGAGGAACAAUAUGUGUCGAAUUCACUCUUCACAGGCGGAUUCAACAGUGUGACACAAGCACAUCUUAUGGACAAGGUGAUAGAAUCCGAAGCAAACCAUCCACAGAUGGCUGGAGCAAAAGGAUCUUCAUGUGCAAUACCUGGUUGUGAUGCUAAGGUGAUGAGGGAUGAACGUGGUGUGGAUAUUCUUCCAUGUGAGUGUGAUUUCAAGAUAUGUAGAGACUGCUACAUAGAUGCAGUGAAAAUAGGUGGUGGUAUGUGUCCAGGGUGCAAGGAACCAUACAAGAACACAGAACUAGAUGAAGUGGCAGUGGAUAAUGGAAGGCCUCUUCCACUUCCACCGCCGAACCGGGUGUCUAAGAUGGAGAGGAGAUUGUCAUUGAUGAAGUCAACAAAGUCAGCUCUGAUGAGAAGCCAAACUGGUGAUUUUGAUCACAACAGGUGGCUCUUUGAAACAACAGGUACCUAUGGCUAUGGCAAUGCUAUAUGGCCAAAGGAAGGGAAUUUUGGAAAUGGAAAUGGAGAUGACAAUAGUGUUGCUGAUCCUUCUGAGUUGAUGAACAGACCUUGGAGACCACUUACAAGGAAACUCAAGAUACCUGCUGCUAUUCUGAGUCCAUAUCGUCUCAUCAUUUUUGUAAGAUUGGCAGUGUUAGUACUAUUCCUGAUGUGGAGGGUGACACACCCAAAUAAAGAGGCAAUCUGGCUAUGGGGAAUGUCUGUGGUUUGUGAGAUAUGGUUUGCAUUCUCUUGGCUUCUUGAUCAGUUGCCAAAGCUAUGUCCAGUGAAUCGUUCCACCGAUCUUAAUGUUCUUAAGGAAAAAUUUGAAACACCAACUCCUGACAAUCCUACUGGAAAAUCUGAUCUUCCAGGCAUAGAUAUUUUUGUGUCUACUGCAGAUCCUGAAAAAGAACCACCUCUUGUAACUGCAAACACCAUCUUGUCUAUUCUUGCUACUGAUUACCCUGUUGAGAAGCUUUCUUGCUAUGUUUCCGACGAUGGUGGAGCUCUUCUAACUUUUGAGGCAAUGGCUGAAGCUGCUAGCUUUGCUAAUGUAUGGGUUCCUUUCUGCCGGAAACACGACAUUGAGCCGAGAAAUCCUGAAUCAUAUUUCAACUUGAAGAGAGACCCUUACAAGAACAAAAUCAGGCCGGAUUUCGUGAAGGACCGGAGGCGUGUGAAGCGCGAGUAUGAUGAGUUCAAAGUUAGGAUCAAUGGCCUGCCUGACUCAAUUCGUCGCCGGUCCGAUGCAUUUCAUGCAAGGGAAGAAAUCAAGGCCAUGAAACUUCAGAGACAGAACAGGGAAGAUGAACCUGUGGAGCCUGUAAAGAUUCCGAAAGCAACAUGGAUGGCUGAUGGAACUCACUGGCCAGGAACUUGGUUGAAUUCUGCACCUGAACACUCCAGGGGUGACCAUGCUGGUAUAAUUCAGAUGAUGUUGAAACCUCCAAGUGAUGAACCUCUUCUAGGAACCAGUGACGAUUCAAAUCUCAUUGACAUGACCGAUGUGGAUAUCCGUCUUCCCCUUCUUGUUUACGUUUCCAGAGAGAAACGUCCGGGCUAUGACCACAACAAGAAAGCUGGAGCCAUGAACGCCUUGGUUCGAGCCUCGGCAAUCAUGUCCAAUGGACCUUUCAUACUCAACCUUGACUGUGAUCACUAUGUCUACAACUCAAAGGCAAUGAGGGAAGGCAUGUGCUUCAUGAUGGAUCGAGGAGGCGACCGCCUUUGCUAUGUACAGUUCCCACAACGGUUCGAGGGGAUUGACCCCUCAGAUAGAUAUGCCAAUCACAAUACUGUAUUCUUUGAUGUCAACAUGAGAGCCCUUGAUGGACUUCAAGGGCCAGUUUAUGUAGGAACCGGUUGUCUAUUCAGAAGGGUAGCCCUCUAUGGUUUCGAUCCACCUCGCUCCAAAGAACAUAACUCGGCUUCAGGCUGCUGUAGUUGCUGCCUCGGCCGGAGGCGAAAGAAGAGCACCCCUGAAGAGAACAGAGCACUAAGAUUGGGUGAUUCUGAUCAUGAAGAAGAAAUGAACCUUUCCUUAUUCCCAAAGAAAUUUGGAAACUCAACUUUCCUCAUUGAUUCAAUUCCAGUGGCAGAGUUCCAAGGCAGGCCACUUGCUGACCACCCUGCAGUCAAGAAUGGCCGUCCGCCGGGUGCUCUCACCGUCCCCCGGGAGCUUCUCGACGCAUCGACCGUCGCGGAGGCCAUCAGUGUUAUCUCCUGUUGGUAUGAGGAGAAGACUGAAUGGGGACACCGUGUAGGAUGGAUCUACGGAUCAGUGACUGAGGAUGUUGUCACCGGCUAUAGGAUGCACAACAGAGGAUGGAAAUCGGUUUACUGUGUGACAAAACGCGACGCAUUCCGGGGAACUGCUCCGAUCAACCUCACCGACAGACUCCAUCAGGUUCUCCGGUGGGCUACUGGUUCAGUUGAAAUAUUCUUCUCAAGAAACAAUGCCAUUCUUGCAAGCUCAAGAAUGAAGCUUCUUCAGCGAAUUGCAUACCUUAACGUCGGAAUCUAUCCCUUCACUUCCAUAUUCCUUAUCGUCUACUGCUUUCUUCCGGCACUCUCCCUCUUCUCCGGCCAGUUCAUCGUUCAGUCCCUCAGCGUCACGUUCCUCGUUUAUCUCUUAACAAUCACGGUUACUUUAUGCAUGCUUGCAAUUCUGGAGAUCAGGUGGUCCGGCAUUGAGCUAGAAGAAUGGUGGCGAAACGAACAGUUCUGGCUAAUCGGCGGAACAAGCGCCCACCUGGCGGCGGUUCUACAAGGCCUGCUAAAAGUGAUAGCAGGAAUAGAGAUCUCAUUCACAUUAACCUCCAAGUCCGGCGGCGACGACGUAGACGACGAGUUUGCCGAUCUAUACAUUGUGAAAUGGACAUCACUUAUGUUGCCACCAAUCACAAUAAUGAUGGUGAACUUGAUAGCAAUAGCGGUUGGUGUAAGCAGGACUAUUUACAGUACGAUACCUCAAUGGAGCAAGUUGCUAGGUGGAGUUUUCUUCAGCUUUUGGGUGUUGACUCAUUUAUACCCUUUUGCAAAAGGGUUGAUGGGAAGAAGAGGGAGAACACCUACCAUUGUUUUUGUGUGGUCUGGUCUUAUUGCUAUCACAAUUUCACUCCUUUGGGUCGCUAUUAAUCCACCUCAAGGUUCCAACCAAAUUGGUGGUUCCUUCCAGUUUCCAUAGUUACAUAUACAUUCUUUUUGUCACAUCAAUCUCUUCAUUCUUUUUUUCACACUUUGAAUUGUUUCAACUACUCAAUGGUGAAUUAAAACAGUGGACAAUAACCCACAUUACUUACCUGUCUGUGUGCUA